Molecule: messenger RNA, 678 nt
Organism: Schistosoma haematobium
Lineage: Eukaryota; Metazoa; Platyhelminthes; Trematoda; Strigeidida; Schistosomatidae
Product: Mitochondrial import inner membrane translocase subunit Tim10
Exons: 3
Coding region: 280-540 (86 amino acids)
Biological process (GO): protein insertion into mitochondrial inner membrane
Cellular component (GO): mitochondrial inner membrane
Source: RefSeq, a predicted model, not a curated record
CAAAAACAAAUGAGUUGGCAUCGUUUCACUGGCAAGCCUUCGUAGUUUUGUGAUAUUUUAACUACUACACUGAUGAGACUGACAGGUCUGUAGUUUGAUGAAAGUUGGCUUGAUCCUGUUUUAUGUAUUGGGGUGAUAAUUGUAUCCUUCCAGUCUAUUGGCAACUUACCUUGGCCAAGUCACAUUGAAUAUCGUAGUCAAUGGGGCAGCAAUAUAAUGUGCUGAUAAAUUGGCUAAUUUUAAAAUCGUGACUGUAAACAAACAAACAUCGUAAUCAUAAUGUCGACCAAAGGUGAUAAAGCUGUUGAAAGACAAAUGCAAAUGUUUGAAAUCGAAAUGAUGCAACAAGUAUUUACCAGUAUGACAAGUAGCUGUCUAGCUAAAUGUAUUCCAUCUAAUUAUAAUGAUGGUGAUCUAACUAAAGGUGAAGCAGUUUGCUUAGAUAGAUGCGCCUCAAAAUUUAUGCAAGCGUAUAUGCAAACUACUAAGAAGUUGUCUACAAUGGCAUCAUCAGACCCGAAAGUGGUAACUAGUAACUAGACUUUUUCAGGAUAUACUCUGGAAAAAGUUCGCUUUCUAAACUGAAAAUUUAGAUGUAAAGAAACAUAUCCUUGUUUUCUGUAUUAUAUCGCAAUUGUAAAUUAGUUGUAUUUUUAAAAUACAACUAUGUCAAAAUGA